This is a messenger RNA of Triplophysa dalaica, 1762 nucleotides long. It is a transcript of the gene clk4b, whose product is annotated as CDC-like kinase 4b. Gene Ontology annotation, cellular component: nucleus. The coding region runs from base 131 to 1588 and encodes 485 amino acids. Gene Ontology annotation, biological process: protein phosphorylation; regulation of RNA splicing. Gene Ontology annotation, molecular function: ATP binding; protein tyrosine kinase activity. The record is from RefSeq and is a predicted model, not a curated record. Lineage: Eukaryota; Metazoa; Chordata; Actinopteri; Cypriniformes; Nemacheilidae. The transcript is spliced from 13 exons.
AAAUCCUCGCCACCUGAAACUAUCCCGGAAGUGAAGCGGAAGUCAUUAACGGCUCAGAGUUCGGUUGUAGUUUGAAAAGAACCGUGUCUUAUUUCACGACCUGAAGUAACGGGACGGGUGAAAGGUGAAGAUGCGGCGGUCGAAGCGGAUGCGCUCGCCUGAUGGCUGGAUCGCGGAGUACAGCUGGGAGGAGAGAGUGGAGGUACAUAAGAGACAACGGCGCGGCUCACAGAGCGGAGAGAGAGAGAAGCAGCCUGGACGAUAUCAUCACUAUAAAACAUAUGAGAGGUGUCACAUUAGUGCAAAGAGGCUGGAGUGCCGAGAGCGCAGGGCCCAAGAGGCCAGUCCGGGGCGCGAUGACUACAGUGGUCGGGUGGACCCAGUCAGAGAGACGGAGAGAGACAAGGACUGGCACCACUACAGCAAGUCAUCCGCACGCAGCGGCCGGAGUCGACGUAGCAGCAGAGAGCGUCAACGAUCGCGUCAACGAUCACGCCACCACAGUCCCUCAAAUUCGAGAAGUCAUCGCAGGAAAAGAACCAAGAGUAUUGAGGAUGAUGAGGAGGGUCACCUGGUCUAUCACAAUGGAGACAUGCUAAAAGCAAGAUAUGAGAUUGUAGGUACUCUUGGUGAAGGGGCCUUUGGAAAAGUGGUUGAGUGCCUCGACCACUCAAAAGGUAACACGAGAGUGGCACUGAAGAUCAUUAAAAAUAUUGAGCGCUAUCGUGAUGCAGCCAUGUCAGAAGUCGAAGUGCUUGAGCAGAUAAACACGCUUGACUGUGACAAGAAAUUUGGCUUUGUUCGGAUGCUAAACUGGUUUGAUCACCACGGCCACAUCUGCAUAGUAUUUGAGCUGCUCGGACUAAGCACAUAUGACUUCCUUAAGGAGAAUGGAUUUUUGCCCUUCUCAGUGGAACAGAUCAGACCCAUGGCAUAUCAGAUCUUUAAAGCGGUCCACUUUCUGCAUCAAAACAAGCUGACACACACCGACCUCAAGCCUGAAAACAUUCUUUUUGUGGACUCCACCUGCAACAUUGAAUAUAACUUCAAGAUGAAGCGAGAUGAGAGGACCUUAAAGAAGUUGGAUGUAAAAGUGGUGGACUUUGGCAAUGCUACAUAUGAUCAUGAGCAUCACACAUCUGUGGUGUCAACUCGUCAUUACAGAUCUCCAGAGGUUAUAUUAGAACUUGGUUGGAACCAGGCAUGUGACGUGUGGAGUUUGGGCUGUAUCCUGAUUGAGUUUUAUCUGGGAUUAACGUUGUUUCAGACUCAUGACAGUAAGGAGCAUCUGGCCAUGAUGGAGAGGGUUCUAGGCCCCAUUCCUACACAACUUCUCCAGAAAACUAGAAGGCGGCGUUAUGUGCAUCAUGAUAAACUGGACUGGGAUGAACAUAGCUCAGCUGGGAGAUAUGUGAGGAAACACUGUAAACCUCUUAGGCAAUACAUGUCUAGUAAAACCCCGGAGCAUGAGCUGCUGUUUGACCUGCUUCAGAAGAUGAUGGAGUAUGAUGCAUCCAAACGUAUUACACUGGAUCAGGCCAUUGCACAUCCAUUCUUCAAUCCUUUAAGAAAGGAGAGGAGAAAGUGACUUGAAGAUGACAUCACCUGAACUUUACAGCUCCCAGGGAGACUGCCGCUGACUGUAUCAGUCUGCUUUAAGACUGCCUGCUUCGUUACAUCUAUCCAUAUUUAUUAUAUUUGAAUAUACUGGCCGAAUUCCUCUGUACUUUUGGUAAAAUAAACUUUAAUGAAUUGAAAUAAA